AUGAAUACAUUACUUCGCAAACAAGAAUUAGAGAAUCUUUCAGCUGCAACUCAUGAGGUUCCUCAACACAAAAAUUUUUGCCAAAGGAUUCCAAGAAAAAAUAUCUCUCAUGCAAUGAAAAAGGUAACACCACCUUCGCCUUUUAGAAUUGCAGUAGGAUAUACUACAAUUGUGAUAGAUACCAAUUGCCUUAUCGGGGAUCUCAACAUGGUCAAAAAAAUCAUCUGA
Cetraspora pellucida is the source of this 228-nucleotide messenger RNA. The record is from the annotation of a GenBank genome assembly. Lineage: Eukaryota; Fungi; Glomeromycota; Glomeromycetes; Diversisporales; Gigasporaceae.